UCGUACACGCACAACCGGGACUGCCAUUGAUUAAACCUGUCAGAGAAUCAGCUGAUCGGUUAUUCACGUACGUGAGAUCAGCUGUGCGCAAUCAUGGACACGUUAAGCGAAGAAGAUUUUGUGAUACCUCCGGCUAAAUACGAAUAUUUGGAUCACACGGCUGAUGUGCAACUGCACGCAUGGGGCAAUACCAUGGAAGAGGCUUUCGAGCAAUGUGCGGUGGCCAUGUUUGGGUACAUGACGGAUUUAGAGCGAGUUCAAAUGACACAGUUACAUUACGUAGAAGCGGAAGGACACGACAUGGAAAGUCUUCUUUUUCAUUUCCUCGACGAAUUAUUAUUCAUGUUUAGCGCCGAACCGUUUAUCGUUGCGAAGAAAGUGAAGAUUACUAAUUUCGACCGCGAGAACUUCAAGAUCUCUGCGACGGCGUUAGGAGAAGAGUUUACGAUCGGCAAACACACUCAGAACGCCGAGGUGAAAGCGAUUACGUACUCAGCGAUGCAGAUCCUCGAUCGUCCUCAAUCAGAACGUCCCGAACUUUUCGUGAUCGUAGACAUAUAGCCGUUUCAGGUUCAGUUCGGUGUCUUGCUUGAUUUCUUGGCGCGCCCGUGUAAUUUGGCUCGGGUUAAGGCUUGAGACGGAACGGUAUGUAGGAACGAAUGAAUAUAGAAGCAAGAAGGGAGGUAUAUACCCUCUCUUACUUAGGGUACGAUCCUUUUGUACUUGCGUAGGGUUCAAAUAAAUACGUUAUGAAGAAAACACCGGGCUCCCUUCUUGGGUAUCUACCUCAAGUACGUAGUAACGUACCAUGGAACCCUGCGUUUUGUGGAGGAUACCUCUCAAGAACUUUAUACCGCCGAUGUAUAACCGUACAUAAUUUAUUUAAACAACGUAAACAUUGUCGGUUGUUAAUUCUUUUUAUAUUGUACCUGUAUUAACAAAUGUUUGAUUGUUGUCGAAAGCUGUUGAUAGUCAUUUAUAAAUGCCAGACACAUAUAACAAGUAUUAUGUAAGAAUGUUUGUAUAUUUUUAUAAACAUAAUAAAGAUGUUUUUUAUGUUUCGUGUCAGUGAAAAUUUUCGUUAACAAAGAAUAGAAAGAUCGAUGUUUGUAUUAUUACGAUGAAAUUGUAGUUAGAAGAAAAUAUGAAUUAGAAUGUAAGUCAUCGACUAACGUUGUGAUUCGUCAUACGAUAGAAUAGAAUAGAAAAUCAUAGUCUAGCGUAUUUUCGCACGUGCAGAGUGGUACGGCCCUGGCAUCCAACACCCCUCCAUCGUGAAGGAAGCGACGACCGCCCGCUUAGUUUCGGGCAAGAAACGAUAGGCAGUGGGAUCCUCCCAAUCUUCGGAAGCGCGUGUACUCGAGGGAAGAGAAUCAAAAAGCUUCGAAAAUUACAUAAUAGGAGAUUGUGUUAAUCAUUCGUUUGAUUCUUGCCCCCUUUCCUUCGCGAUAAGGCCCAUUGUUAAAGGGACUCACUGCCAACAUCAAGCGUGGCCGUUUGUUUCGAAAGCGUACACCCCUAACCAUGGCGGACUAGUACGGUAAUAAUCUAUCAAAACGACAUAUCGUGACGUUUCAAACUGUCAAAUACGAAUAACCGAUACAUCAAGCUUGAACGUGUCUCGGGAAAGUCGUGAUAUAGGGAUUUUUCACCUACAUGCCGGAGCUUGCGUGGCAGUUUCGAGGAAAACGAGAGGGACAGUUUUGGCGCGUGUGUCUUUUAUCUUCAUAAAAAGCUCGUGUAACUGGUGUGUCUCUAAUUUUCAAUUUCCCAUUUUUCAAUCAACAUAAACGACAUGCUGUAACGGAAAAGCGUGACAUCCUGUACCCAUCGUGGGACAUCUAACCCUAACGGAUAUAAACAAACGUUAUCGCAAAUGCUUGAAAGAUCAUAGCCGUUUAAACAACAUCAAGAGGCAAGUAAAAACAAGUGAACCUGUGAAUAAUUUUCAUGAAAAACUGAGGAAAGGUGACACGAUCUAGGAACUUUUUUGGAUAUCUGCUAUCGCUGGCGGCGCGGUGGUUACGGACGGAGAAAAGCGAAGUGACGGUUUUGGCGCGCGUACUCGACUCCUGUAUACGACCGGCAGAUGGCCGGUGCGCCGGUACGUUAUACGCGCGCGUCCACGAACGCACCGACACAUGACAGGCGCCUAAGCACGUACUACCACCAUGACAGAGACGCGUUCAAGAGCAUAUCGAGUCAGUGGUAGAAGGCCACUACCAUAUUGACACUGAGCGUUGGUGAGAGCGCAGUAGAGCGCACGGACACGCGGUUCGGUGUUACUACUACCGGUACAGACGGGUCUAUCUGCCUCGUAGCCCGAGCCAGUUGCCAGCGCGCCAGCUAGCCCCGUCCAUCCAAUCGCCCAGCUCACGAGCCGGCCUCGUGUGCGCGCGCGACACCCCGACAGAAAAGGUUCGUUUUCCUCGCCGGUGGCUCGACCGAUCAUGUCGAGGCGGGGCUUAUCGUGAACUUUAGAGCCUAUACAUUCCUUGGAAGCUGAAAACACGGCGAACGCACGUACAGUUUCGGCCCUUUACGCACGAUUAUUUCGGGUCCCCAGUCUACUACUGCUGCUGCUGCUGCUGCUGCUGCUGCUGCUGCUGCUGCUGGUGCUGGUGCUUGGUUGUCGUUCCUAUUGCUGAGAUCGGCCCUGCAGAAAAUGGAUACCGCACCAGUGCGGUAGAGAGACAGAACGAAGCAGAUAUAUAGAAAAACGAGCGUGAAAGAGAAAGAAAGAGAGAGAAAGUGUGUGUGUGAGAAAUAAAGGCCACGCAACUACUACGACUACGACUACGACGAGGACAACGACAACCGUUUAUAAGUUGAGAAAGAAGGACAGAGAGAGAGAAAACGAGCGAGGGCGAGAGAAUAGUAAAUCAUAUGUACGAAGUGUGUAUAUAAUAUACUAAAGCGAAAAAGCAAGAGAAACAUUUCGUGCACGGGCUAGCCUCGGAAGACCGGGUUAGGAAAAGCCUCGUCGUCUGGUCGUUUUCCCAGACGAACACGUUUCCUUGUCCUGUCAUCGACAGGCCUACAGUGAAAAUUGCAUCUAGAAAUAUCGGCAACG
Messenger RNA from Bombus pascuorum, 3073 nucleotides. RefSeq names its product protein archease-like (gene Archease). The record is from RefSeq and is a predicted model, not a curated record. Lineage: Eukaryota; Metazoa; Arthropoda; Insecta; Hymenoptera; Apidae. Bases 94 to 561 code for a protein of 155 amino acids. Gene Ontology annotation, biological process: tRNA splicing, via endonucleolytic cleavage and ligation. The transcript has 4 exons. Gene Ontology annotation, cellular component: tRNA-splicing ligase complex.